UGGACUUGUGCUUUGUGGCAAUUCCUUUGUGUUUUCAGACAUGGUGGUGUUGAGGUUGGCAGUAUUAAUCCAGGGACUGCUUCUUGCAGCACGCUGUGAGGUCAGAGCCAGGGACCCGGAGGUGGAGGAUGAAGAAGACCUGAAGGACAUGUCGCACGGUGGAGGAUGGGCACAUGGAGUUCCCUUGGUAGGGUUUGGAGCACAGCAGAGACCUGAAGUCUAUGGAGCUCCUCAAUAUCCCCUCAGUAAUGGACACCAAGUUACGAGCCAUGGAUAUCCCUCUUCAGAUGUGCCAGAGGGAGCAGUGGAUCCAUCGGCUGAAACUGGGACCAAGGGCUCUUUACCACGCACUGGGAAUUGGUGUGCAUUUGUUCACAAGCGUGCUGUUACUGUGGCAGUAUCCUUUGGAAUGGAAACGUACACUAUGAAGUCCCAGAGUCCCUGUCCUAAUGGCUCUCCAGACUGCCAGCUGCUCAUGUACAAGCUAUCCACUCGCCCAGUGUACCGAGAAAGGCAGAAAAUCUUUACUGCACUUCUAUGGCGAUGCUGCCCUGGGCACAGUGGGAAGAACUGUGAGGAGACAGUCCCAGAUGGCCAUGUCUCUGACUCUGAAGACUCUACCAUGACAGGGAGACCUCAUACAGGAGAGCAUAAAGCCACAAUCAGAGGAUAUAACAAGCUGACUCGGCAGCUAGAGAAUCUGAACAGAGAGCAGAAUGACUUCCAAAUGUUUGGCAGUCCACUGUAUGAAGCUCAUCAACCCGAUGUAGAGAAUAAAACUGCAAUGGAGCCCAGCAAUGACUAUGAGCAGCACAGCCCUAAUGCUGGCCAUGACCACCAUCACAGUCAAGACUUUGACAGAUAUCCUCUAAAAGAUCCCUAUGCUGUUAAUGAAAGCAUCCUUCUUGCUGAGACAUCUUACCUUAACCAUGGGCUCCUGCCAAUCUUGAAAGAGGUUGUGAUGUCUCAGCUGCAACCUGUGCUGGAGAAUUUCAAUCUAACCCUGGAACGCCUCUUUCAGGACGUGCAGGGCUUGCAGCGAGACAUGGCUCAACUCCAACAUAAUCAAAGGCAGGGGAGAGUCAGUGAACCUCUGGAGGUUGACAGAGAGGAGCACAGUCAUCAGGAGGCUGUUGAGGAAGAGUUGAGGGAUAGCUUACAGAAGUUGGAGGAGGUGAAAGCUCAGUUUCACAACCACCACAAUGAGAUAGAAGGGAGGCUCCAUGCACAGAAAAACAUGCUGCUUUACAACCUGACGAACUUCAAGAUUGAAAUGGACCUCAAAAUCAAACGUAACCAAAAGAUGCUACAGGUAAAUCUCCACUAUCUGAACUCAUCAAUAUCUGAAGUGAAGCAGGAGCAAGAGAGGCUGGAUGAGGAACUCCAGAGGAUCUGGCCUGAAAAGAGAACUAGUCCAACACAAAGUCAGCCUCACGAGAGCACAGCUGUCUGGGAGACCAUCACCCAUCUGGACAACAAAGUCAUCAACAACACAGUGAGACUCAGUGCUUUGACUGAAGGCCAAGAACAAGUGACUGACAACAUCAAGGACCUCCAGAGUAGAUGGAGCGAUCUGGAAGUGAAAAUAGUCCAGACUGGCCACAAAAGCCAGGUUCAGUUUAUGGAGACCGGUUUGGAAGUGGAGGCAGCCAAAGUAGUAGUGCUGGACCGUAUUAAUGAGAUGAGCAGUAACGUCAGUGAACUCAAGCAGAAUCUGCAGGAAAUGGAGACAGAUGUUGACUAUCUUUUUACACAGUAUUACGAGAAUAUAAGUUCAGCAGGUGGGAAUUGUGACUGUGUGGCUCUCAUAACAUCUGUGGCAUUGUUAGAACAAGCUGUAGCUAACUUGAUAGUGAAUGAAAACAGGUUAUCUCAAGAGGGUGAGGCAGAGGAGAUGUUAGGCAAUCGGGACGAUGGUGCUUGGAUUUCAUCCAUGGAAGAUCUGAAACAAGGGCUACUCAAUGUCAAGACGUCCCUGGCCUUUGAACAGGAAAAGAGCAGAAUGAUGCAGCACAAUUUGACCCAGCUCCAGGCCUCUCUCCUGGGCAGGCAGCAGGACAUUGAAACCCUCCAGGAAAAGGACAGGGCCAAGGUCGAAAAGAUCCAGCACCUAGGUAGCAUUUUCAACACUUUGCUGCAGGAUGCCAUUCGUCACUCAGAGUUACUGGAGAUUUUGCUUGAAGAAGAGGUUCUGGAAUUCAUGGAGUGGUCUCAGGAGGACCAGAGACAUUACUCUAUACCAGCAUUGAGGGAAAGCAUCAGGAAUGUGCAAGAGAAGGUCAAUGGACACAGCCUCAGCUUGAUCUCAAUGUUGAACUCAGGUACCCCUCAGGUGACCGCAGCCGAUGAGCCCUCAGUGCUUGCAGACUGGGACUCGGUGGGCAUCAAAAGGAGACGUGGGGAUCAGAGAUUUGACCUGUCUGAGGAACAUCCGGAAUACUCAGACAAUGACUUCUGGACUUUAGAUAAAAAAGUAGAAGAGCUUGGAACUUACAUCCGACGGCUUGAGGACCAUCUUUGUCGUUCUUGCAGCAACUCCACUAAAACUACUACAGCUGGUGGUAUAGCGGUCAAACUGGAGACUGAGGUUGCUACUUUGCGGAAAAACCUCGAGGCCCAUCUAGUUGUUUUUAACAAUAUUUUCAAUAACAGUUCUGUAGACUUGGAUACAUUCUCAGCUUUAAUGAAGAAAAAGGAAGCAAAGCAACAAAAAAAGAGACCGAACAAAAGAGGAAUCCCACCAGUGGAACAUGAUCGUUUCCGCAGGAAGAGGGAUGCAUCACUUGAGUCAGCAGGGCCAGUGCUUCAGGGAUGACUGUGCGAUUGGAGGAAAAUUAUCUUUGGAUUUAUUUGAAAGACCUUAAUUUCACUGCAACUGCAGAAAAAUUGUUCUGUUAAUGGGAGUCACAGAAAGUACAAACUGCAUCUUGAAACUGAUGCUCUUCAAAACAGAUUCAAAGCAGUUGUAGCGACCAUCUAAAGGAUAUCUUUGCCUGUGACUGACUGUGGGUGAUGAAUGAUGUGUCACAGAAGCCCAUUAGAGCCUCAAUAAUCACAUGUGUGCUUACUAACUCUGCCGCCAGUUACGAGUCUGAGGUCUGGCAGAGCAUCCCCCCAUAAUGAACCUCUCUAACGCACACACAUACACACUGUCGUUCUCUUAAAGAAAUACACUGCAAAAUGCAAUGAGCUUCUGCUUAAUAGAAAUAGAAUGACAGAAAAAAAGUGAGAAAGGAAAUAUUUUCUUUUACAGCAAUAUAUUGUGUUUUAUUGAAAAGCAUUAAGCACAGUGGUAUGCCAUAUGAAAUUUUGGUAUUUUCAUGCAAGCAUGCGCUAAGUCUAGGUGCAAGUAGGUUUGGCGAAAUUGUACGCGCAAUGUGCAAAUGGGCUGAAUUAAGUGCAAUUUAAUUCUGAGGUAUUCUCCAGGUAUUAUUCCGCCAUCUGCAUCUUUUUAUAUAGUCAAAUCCCUCAAGUAACAGCAAUAUAAACCAAGACAGCACAUUCAUAAGAAAUUGGUAAAUGGACUGUAUGCAAUGAAUUCGAAUUUAAAAUUACAUUACUUGAUGAUUGUCAGGCAUAUUUGCAUGACAGUGACCCCGCUCCUUUUAUACAGAAGGAAAAUGUGUCACAAUUUGGAUGUAGGCUCCAUUAAAUUACAGAGAAUGUAAGUAUUAUUAAUCAGUUUCAUCUUCUGACACACAAAACAAGUAUUAACAGUGAUUGUAUGGGCAUGCACAUCACUUCUACUGGUCCAUUUUGAAAAAUCAAAUACUUUAUUGAAACAUGAAAAAAUGUAACCAAAUAUAUCUCUAAAAUGAAAUUACACAUCAAAUGAAACAAAAAUAUAAUCAAAAUAACUAAUUGGAAUAAAGAGGUAAAAAAAAUCAUACCAAUUCAAAACAUUUUACUCUCUCCAACUUCUUCCAUCUGCCCAUUUUGUAGUGACUUCAAAAUCACUCUACGACAACGGUUGGAAAAAUACCUUUAGGCCUACAAAUUAGAUCAUAAAUACAAUUGUAUAUUUAAACAUAAUAAUUGAAAAAUAAAAUAUAUGACCUAUAGAUAACAUAAAUCUCAUAAAUCUUUGUUUUAUAUAAGAUGGCUACAACUCUCAAAGUCAGGGACUUUAAUAUUCCACUAUAUUUUCAGAGUUUGGAAAUUAACUUUAUUACAACCUACUGGUGGAAACUCCAAACUUCAAAUGCAGGAACUGAGUUGAAACUUUGGGCUGAAUUAAGUGGUACAACAACCUAUUUCUCAGUAAAAAUAGAAAAUUGCACUUUGCGCCACUUUAGUUACAUACGAUACACCCACAAGCACAAAUUCCUACCCACACCCACUUGCACUUUGCGCAGCAAGUUGCAAUUAGAAUUAGCACUCUCAUGUGUUAAACAGAAGAAAGUCAUUCAGGUUUUCAUAUGAUAUUAUUCUUAGCAAAUUAUGACAGAAUGUUAAUUUUUGGGUGAAUUAACCCUUUAAGCACUUGUAAUGCUCAAUCACCAUACAUGUCACUUUAAAUAGCAGUCGGUAAUAACAUUCCUCCCUUGGAAUCAAUGAUGACCAACAUCUGGCAAAACAGAAUAAAGUUAUAAUAUUGAAAAAAAAAAAAAAUGAUUGUGCCAUUUUUUGUGUAACUUUUCAUGCUUUUACAUUCAUUCAAGCACCUCAGAGAAAGUGUGGAAAAGGACACGCACUUUCUUCUCCCCUAGGAGGAGUGCUUACCCCAUUCACUAUUAAAUCAGGUAGACAAAAGCAAAAAACAAGCACUUUGCAGUGUGGAGGCUUUCAGUUGCCAAUGUCACCUCUUUGGUUCUUUAAGAUUUAAUUUCAGCGGUGCAGACACCUGCCUGAAAUUACAUCUCAUGGCUGCAUCUGAUGAGCAAGGUAAAAAAGAUGUACUAUAGAGCUAUUUAACUAGCUGUUACACAACGGUAACACUGGGAAAAACAACAGUGCAUUGAGAAGUCAAACACCCUCUC
Molecule: messenger RNA, 4979 nt
Organism: Xyrauchen texanus (razorback sucker)
Lineage: Eukaryota; Metazoa; Chordata; Actinopteri; Cypriniformes; Catostomidae
Product: multimerin-2-like
Exons: 8
Coding region: 41-2815 (924 amino acids)
Molecular function (GO): protein binding
Source: RefSeq, a predicted model, not a curated record